AUGCCGCGUCCAGCCAUGAAGCCAUCCCUCGACGUGGCACCCCCUGAUACCGGUGUGCUUCCACAGGAAGACGUUGCCAGAGGUCCACGUUCGCUUUCUCCUCCGAGGUUCUUCCGCGCUGUUGAUUCGGAUCAGCAGCACAAGGCAGAAAGCCCAUGGGGAUCUGCGUUUCGGCAAACGUUGGACGGUGGCAUGACUGCCACGGCCCGCCUUCGACUGGAUGAAGCGACGAGGCUGUUCCCGGAGGCUCACCGACCGCCACAUCCACGGAAACAGGAUGCAUGCUCAGGCAGUUCUUUGCGACCGAGGCAAGCUUUAUCUGACGAACAUCAUCCGAAGAGGAACAUGCAAAGACCACAGAUAGGACUUGGCGCCCGCAAUCGGGGCGUUCUUUUGGAAGGUCCGAUGGCAAGUCCGUCCAUGUUGGCGGGGUCAGCACAACCAUCCACACAAACGACUCUGCAGCAUCGAGGACCCUGCGUGGUGCAAGGUCUUCAUACUGCUGACUCCGGUCAGGUUUUGGUGUCACGAGGAAACCUCCACCAGGCACCAGCAGCGACACCCCUGCAAAGCCGGGGGUGCAGCCACUCGUCCCAGUCAUGUCCAGAGCCGGUGACUGGUCUAUUCAGUGCGGCGGGAGCUUCUGGUGGCUUUGCCAGACCGCUCCCGGUGCCCGUGGCAUCCAAGCCGUUGGGCAAACAACUGGCAGCAGUUCAUCUUGGAGCAAUUGCAACACAGAGGAGUGUGUCUCCGUUGUCUCCGCGCGGAAGUUCCACCAGCUCGGCUCCAUUGCAGUACACUCGCUAUGUUCGAACUCCCGUCAGGGCCAGAUCGAUCUCCCCUGCACCAGUGAUCCAUGGAGCAAACAACGCUUCAAGUCUGAAGUGGUCCAUGUUGCCACCGUCGCCGACUGCGUCACCAGCAACAUCCUUCCGAACUACGUUCAGCUAUAUUCAGCCGUCUGCUGCUUCUGUGUCAUCUCCAGUUCGAGGGUGGGAAGCCGCGCGGUCACUGUCUCCAGUGGUGGCGUAUCGAUCCGUGCUACAGCCUGUGCCGGCUCCAAAGUAUGUCCUGGGUGCAGUGAUGCAUCGAACUUCGAGUAUGCGAGCUAUGCCAGGUCCCGAAUUCGGGUGUACUCAGACGACGCCGGCUGUGAUCUCUCACUGGGAGGCGGAAGCCCCGUCGAUCGGUGCUACUCGUCCGACCUUGUGUCCAGAACCUUCAGAUCAUCUUGGCAGCGGAAUUACGAGAACAGUGGCUGCUGAGCAAGAGGAGCUGCACGAGGAACACCAGGAUAUGGAUGAAUCGGCACGUGUGCAGGAGAGCAACGAGGAAGAGGAGGCCUACAUUCUGUCGGCAUUCCGCCACAAUCAUCAAAGCACAGAUGAGCGGCAUCGAGGGGAGAGCGCGGCCGCCUGGAGGAAAGCCGUGGCGGAUGCAUCUUUUGCCGCCAAGGCUGUUCUUGAUAUGGCGCCUGUAACACAGCAAGUCGCUGAUGUUGAAGACUCUCCUCCAAGCAUGGAAACUCUCCGAGCCACCCUGCAAGUAUUGCGCGCACGCGAUGACAGUGCACCUCCAUGUACUGCAAAGACGGUGUAUGGGCUUGAUGUAGACCAGAAAAACAUCCUGAACGACCAGUCAACUGCGGCUGCUCUCGAGACAGCAGCAAUGAACUUGGCUAGUGCUGCGGCUGAAGCAGCCACUGCUCUGGAAUGCAGGCAGUAG
Molecule: messenger RNA, 1725 nt
Organism: Symbiodinium sp. CCMP2592
Lineage: Eukaryota; Dinophyceae; Suessiales; Symbiodiniaceae
Source: the annotation of a GenBank genome assembly